GAAAGAAAGAAAGAAAGAAAGAAAGAAAGAAAGAAAGAAAGAAAGAAAGAAAGAAAGAAAGAAAGAAAGAGAAAGAGAGAAAGAAAGAAAGAAAAUCUUUGAAAAAGAGCGAGAGUGGAAAAGAUAAUUUGAUGUUUCCUAAAAGGGUAUAGAAAGCUCUUUCCUGGUGUGGUUGGCCAAUUUGUAAUUCCAUUAUUAAUAGUUUAGAAGAGCUCAGCUUCAUAACUUACUGGUAAAGUCAGUUAUUUCCAGGAUUGUCGCCAAAUUGGUGGAAUCCCCUAUCAAAUACCUUUUGUAAGUGAGCCGUGAGAUUGCAGGGUGAGGACGGAUCUUAAAUAUUUGGAAUUGACAGCUCGUUAAGCAGAGCAAUUCCGAAGCCUUCUUAAAUGCCUGCUACAUUGCUUUUAGCUCCCUAAUUGUGUAAUAAAAUUACUCUUACGCUAUGUACACUGUGGUUGUUGAUGAGUGUGUGUGGGCGUCUCGUCACCGGAACACUCGCUCCUCCGGGCCACCUUGCUGUGUUGGUAGAAAUUCCACGUGUCAUUUCAUCCGGAGCUACCGGACCUCAGCGGGACGGGAUGCAUCAGCGACCCCGAGAUGCGAUUCCGUCUAAUGAGAUGCAUAGAACAUGCAAUUUCACACCGAAGUGCCUCCUGCUUCUCCAGUACUCGAGCCUACAAACAAUGGGAUUCGACGGACUUAAUGUUGCAUGAAUCCCGUAAAGAGAAACCGUAUGUGUGACGCACUCACCGUUGUACCCGCGGCCUUGUUCUUUGACAGGAGCAUAUUCCCUGAGCGGUGACACCUCCAUUCCGACCCGGCAUCCCCGAGACAUGGUCCACGUCCUGCGGGGGGUCUUUCACGGGCCCACGCGGGCUCCCUCCACUUCACCCCUUGUUUCUCCGCCACAACUCGCCAGUACCAGGUGCUGCCACAUCCACGUGUGACCCUCCGGGCGGUGGCAGUGGGCGAGUCGGCGGGCGGGCGUCGUGGGCAGGAGUCGGGAGUGACCGCGAACCACGGAACCGCGUCAGCCACACAGAUGUGUCCUCGCUCCAGCCUCCCCUCCGCCAGAGCCCAGUCGUCGGUGCCGUCGGCGCCAUCCAACGUGAAGGCGGCGGGAAGCUGCAGGGAGGGACACGCGGUCUUCGCGGAGGCCUCGCUUCCCUGGGUGUUAGAGCAGCGGAGCGCGAGCGUCUGCCCGGGCUCUGGCGAAGGCCCUGCCGGUGUCUGCCACCACCGGGUGUCGCCCGGGCGCCAGGGAACGGCCCUCGUAGCCGUCGUCCUCAGGAAAGCGUCAGCCCGGCCCUCGGCGCCCCCUGCUCACCCGCGCUCACCCCCUCGUCUCUCCCACGACGACCGGGAAGCGCGGCUGUUCCCAGGCCACAGGCGAGAGGCGGGGGCCCAGGAAGAAGGGCUCCGGGCCGGGUCGCACGGCCUCGCCGUCUCACUGACCCCCUGGUCCUUCCCACAGGACGAGGAGGGGGCCGCGCUCCCGCCACCCACAGCCCAGCCGGCGACGCAUCCGGAGGCCUGUGAGCCCGCCUGGCUCGGCAGUCUGCGAGGACCGCUGUCCCCGUUCCCUGCUGGAGGACGCUGCGGCUCACUGGAGGUCAUAGGGUCUACGGCCCAAGCAGAGAUCAAAGGACCCCGGAGCAUCACCUGGUCCCAUCCCCUGGUGCCACACGUGAGAAGCUGAAGCCCGGAGACGGGGUCGGACUCCUAACCCAGCUGUCCAGUCUCUCCCUCCCCCACCUCGCAGGAGCCUUCCUCUGCUGUCCCGUGUGUGGGGGACACCCCACUGCAGGCCGGAUCUUUGCCCCGACCCCCGAGUGACCCAUGCAGCAACAGCUUGUGCCAUAGAAGUCUGUCACCGUCUUCCUGCCCAAAGCCCUCUUCUCAGGAAGCCUCCAGCCACAGGCCCCGCUGAAGAGGGAGGAGGGUCGUAGGCAGCCUUGUGAGUCCUGAGCGGCCCCACCCCGUGGCCUCGCGGAUGAGGAGGCCAACCCAGACGGAUAGACUGAGGCCGUCUGGGCAGGAGCCAGAGCAAUGGCAAAGGAGCCCAGAUGGGUGCAAACGCAGAGAGAGCCCCGGAACAGAAAGGCGGAGGCACAGAAAAGAGACUGGGGACCCCAGACAGAGCCUCUGCCCUAUGAGUUUACCAAUCCCAUGAUUCCUAGCAGUACCUGGGCCCACGUUAUUUUUCUGCGUGAUACACUAGCACAGUCCCCACAGUGAAUUCCGUGGGUGGGCAUUUGUACCAGGCGACUCAGACAUUAUAGGGCAGCCCGGGUGGCUCAGUGGUUGAGCGUCUGCCUUGGGCUCAGGUCAUGACCCCUGGGGUCCCAGGAUCGAGUCCUGCAUCAGGCUCCCUGCAUGGAGCCUGCUUCUCCCUCUGCCUGUGUCUCUGCCUCUCUCUCUCUCUCUGUGCGUCUCAAGAAUAAAUAAAAUCUUUUUUAAAAAAAAAGACAUUAUAGAAUUAUUUUUUUAAACAAGUUUAAUGAGUGAUACAGUCGUAUGCUAUUAACUCAUGUGGAAUUUAAGAAACAAAACAAAUGAUCGAAGGGGGGAAAGAGAGAAACACACCAAGAAUCAGAUUCUUUUUUUUUUUUUUUUU
Molecule: messenger RNA, 2617 nt
Organism: Canis lupus familiaris (dog)
Lineage: Eukaryota; Metazoa; Chordata; Mammalia; Carnivora; Canidae
Exons: 2
Coding region: 1043-1699 (218 amino acids)
Source: RefSeq, a predicted model, not a curated record